AUGGAUGGUCGGAAUGGCGAGGAUUUGACACCAGAAGUUCCCCCUUUUGACAUAGAUGAUCGUAGUCUAAGUAAUAACCGAGAAAACAUGCAUUCAGCGAUGCUUGUCAUUGAGAAUGUCCUGAAGAUGUUACGCGAAACCGAUAGCUCGUCGCACAAGGCGCUGUGCUCCAUGUCUUAUCCCGACGGCAAGCAUGCGCUCGAGAUGAUUGAUCCGUCCCUUCAUAGCUUGGGAGACAUCUCCGAGGCACUGGAACGCAUCUCCGGCGAGCUCGGAAGUCGCCGUACGGCGAUCUCGCGCGUCGUCAACCCCAUACAUAACCAAAAGCUCCCCGUAGCAAGUCUUCCGCCCGACGUCCUACACAUUAUCUUCGAAGAAGUGGCUUUCGAAUGUCGUCCUCACUCUGGAUUGCUGAAGCUGGGGUGGAUUGUUCUGGCCCAUGUUUGUACCUCAUGGCGCAAUCUUUUACUUUCCAUGUCAAACUUAUGGGCCCGCGAGGUUGGCGCUUUCCGUUCGGCGGCAAGUUUCCAGGAGAUCGCCAAUCGGGCUCGGAUGGCGCCGAUGAGCGUUUCAAACCCUUGGGCCUGGUUCGAUCAUGAACCACUCCCCGACCACUACUGGCCGAUUAUAUCCCAGAUCUCCAAUAUAAAGGCCAUUUGCUUCACACCCUUACACCCGGACAAUGUUCAACGUCUAGCCAACAUUCUGGCAGGUCAAUCAUCCACGAUGCUGCGAUCUUUAGCACUGCUCUCGAGACAGGAACACUAUGAGAUAACACUACCUUCCACAUUCCAUUGCCCAAAUUUGCGCUGGGCGUCGUUCGAGAACACGUUCAUACCUUUCGACAGCCACCAUCUUGUCGGUCUCUUGAUAGUUGGGAGCUCACACGACGCUCCGGCAGGAGUGAAUUUGGAUCAGUUCCUCGACGUAUUGCAAACAUGCAGCAGUCUUUCCAUCCUCUGCCUCAAACUAUGGGCACCCCGUGUCCUGUCAGUCACCACGUCCCGCACGGUCCACUUACCUGGCCUUCAGACUGUCGCGAUGUCUGAUCACCCCGGGCAUACUUCGUUCAUCGAUAUAUGCAUACAUCUUUCCCUCCCGCUUCUAAGUUACCUAUUCCUCGACGUGGAUCAAAGUCCAGUACCCGAUACUGUUCCUACGAUUAUGAGCUGGUUGCUGUCGGGCGCACAGAUCGACUCACCGUGCAUGAAGAACGCCAGUCGUCUCAGUGUAACGAGCACAGGCCACUCGGUCUCAUCUUGGGUGGCAGCUACUGGUCACAACGACUUUCGUGUUCGCAUUGACAACGGACGGCUCAAGCGUAUGAGUCCGUCGUUGUAUUUUGAGUUCCCCAUUGAGGAAAAUCGCUGGGAUCAAUGCGGGGUCGGUGUUCAUAUGCACUUCCUAAACAUGGUGGGUGGGGAUGGCAACCCAGUGACUGACACCACCUUCUUCCGUACCGUGACUCGCGGAUGGACGCGGACGGACUUCGUGGACUCCGCGUCUCGCCCUACCAUCAAGAGCGCAUACUUCGACUCUCAGCUUACAGCGGUUGACUGGGACGCCGUGUUUGAAGAUCUCACGGGCGUAGAGACGCUCUACAUCUCCGACUUCCCAUACAUCUGGGAUGAACCUGGGGGCAAUCGCGACGACGGGCUGCUCUCAGCACUAUCGAGGAUCGUCCAAUCCAAUGGCACAAUGUUGUUGCCUCGUCUUCGCAACAUCGUUUGCGGAUACCCGUCUUUCCUCGAUGCCGAGUUAAGGGAUGAAGAGCCGAGUCGGAAUGCGGGGCGGCUAGUGCGCGAGAUGCUCCGCUCUAGAGCUGAACAUGGAAUGCCGAUACGCAGCAUGCGAAUUCGUACUCGUAGAGUUGCUCCGGAGGAUGACAACAGUGAUAAGGAGACGAACGAGCAGCUUCAAAAUCUUGUAGACUCGUACCUCUGA
Peniophora sp. CBMAI 1063 is the source of this 1944-nucleotide messenger RNA. The record is from the annotation of a GenBank genome assembly. Lineage: Eukaryota; Fungi; Basidiomycota; Agaricomycetes; Russulales; Peniophoraceae.